This is a messenger RNA of Salvia hispanica, 3015 nucleotides long. The record is from RefSeq and is a predicted model, not a curated record. NCBI's taxonomy places the organism in Eukaryota, Viridiplantae, Streptophyta, Magnoliopsida, Lamiales, Lamiaceae.
CCAUUUUGCUAUAUAAGCAGCACCGCCUUUUCAGUAUCAAAACAAAACCGUUUUCAGCUGAAUCCAAUCCCUUCGCUUCUGCAAUUGCAACGAAUAUGGCAGCAAUUUCACCUCUUAUGCGGAGAUUCUUCUCUCACCGCCCAAGUUGAAUCUGCAGAUGGAGUGCUCUCUGUCGUGUAUGAUAUGAGAUAGUUAGAUUGUAGCUGGUGUAGUAUCGUUAAUUGUUAGAUAAUUCAGCUGUUGAGUGAGAUAUUAUAUGAGUAUGGAGAUGGAAAGUUAUUGGGAUGGAGGGUAUAAGAUAGGGAUUUCGUGAUUCUGUGUUUGGUGGUUUUAGUUGAAAAAGGUUUUGUUGUUUGAUUGGUGAGGUUUGGGUUAUGGUUGUGGGGGAGAGGAUGGGCAAAGAUGAUAUAUUGCUGCUGCCAACGGUGGGACCUCCUAUAAAGAGACGAUUGAGAAGGAAACAAGCUGGAAGAGGCUCCUACAGAGGAAGCUAAGAUUUGGAGCUACACAUCAAAAAGGGGGUGGAUAUAGGGAGUUUCUUGGGUUUCUUUCCUGAUUUAGAGUUGGGGUUGGGGGAUACUGGUAGGAAUUUUAUUGGCAGGGAGACGGAAACAUGGCAAGCCGAUUGCAAGAAGCACUCAGGAGCUUGUGUUUCAACACUGGUUGGGAAUAUGUGGUUUUCUGGAAGCUCAAGCAUCGAUCAAGGAUGAUGUUUACUUGGGCGGAUGCGUAUUAUGAAGGCAACCAAUAUCCUGACAAGAAAUCAACAGCAGGUACCCUGAAUGAAGGUUCUUAUUCACAUGAUCCUUUGGGAUUAGCUGUUGCAAAGAUGUCAUAUCAAGUAUAUUCUCUUGGAGAAGGGGUGGUUGGGCAUGUGGCAGUUUCUGGGAAGCAUUCAUGGAUAUUUUCGGAUCAGCAUGUUGUUGACGCAUCAUUCUCAUCUGAGUAUUAUGGUGCUUGGCAAACACAGUUUUCAGCUGGCAUCAAGACCAUUGCAGUUGUGCCUGUUAUUCCACUUGGAGUUGUACAACUAGGCUCCCUUCAUAAGAUUGCUGAGGAUUUGAAGCUGGUUGACCAUAUCAGAAAUGUUUUCUGUAACAAGCAAGAUUCCUUAGCUGGUGGUAUCCCAACCUCAUUUGAGAAUACUUCUCGGUUAGAUACAUGCAUAAGAGCUUCACAUCCAGCUUUUCAGCAUUGCGUGGCUAAAGUAAAAGGGUCCGAGGAUGAGGUGGAUUUUUGGUCUCAGUUGAUUUCACCGCUUGGGGAGUAUGUUAAUAAUGAUCAUAUUUUGCCUCCAAAGGGGGGGUUUUUAAAUAAAAAUCUGAAAAUGAAGAUGCAUGAAAGUGCAGAAUGCUCGAACCCUGAGAAUGAUAUUCUACUACCCUCAAGUUGUGAAAAUAUCCUUACAAGGCAACAACAAGGAGAGAUGGAAUUUGUUAAUGAUUCAAAACAUGUUGGAGAAUCGAAUGGUGUUGGGAAUUCAGGGAAGAUAGCAGAAGUUAUUUGUGCGGCACCCAUCAAUAAUGUCAGGAUUGAAAAGUCUAGCUUAUGUAAUGAAACCCUACGUACUGAAGGUUCUCAAAUGUUCGCAUCCAAUAUUCCUACAUACAAUAUCAAGUCCCCAGCUUUUCCAGAACUUCCGAGCCUUCAAAUGCGUCUAGAUUCAAACCCAGAAGUACCGAUCAGGCCUAAUUGUGUUGAGAUGCAGACUUCACCUUUCAGUUUCUGUGCUGGCUAUGAACUGUUUGAGGCAUUGGGACCACCUUUCCAGAAACAAAAUGAUUGUGUCUGGGAGGCAGAAAAUAUUGGUUCAGAGAUGGCCGUUGAGAUUUCUAAGGGCAUGAGCAGUUGCAGUCUGCUGAUGGAGAACUCUGAUAUGCACCUUCUAGAUGCAGUGGUGGCUAAGGCGAGUCACAAGGGAGAUGACACAGAAAGUGAGAUGUCAUGCCGCGAUACUGGGGAAUCUCUAUUGACUGCUGACAGAACACCUUGCAAUAGUGUAGGCACUCUGAGUUCGGCAGGUUUUUCAUUUGACCGAGACACGUCAUGUAGCUUCAACUCAGUGACCUACGGUUCUGAGUCUAUGAAAGGUAUCUCACCAACCAGUUCUAGAGGCAGUGAAUAUAUGGAAAGCUCUCAAGUACCAUUAAAGACAUCUAAAAAGAGAGCUAGACCUGGUGAAAGCUGUAGGCCGAGGCCCAGGGAUAGACAGUUGAUCCAAGAUCGGAUAAAAGAAUUGCGAGAGCUUAUUCCAAAUGGAUCGAAGUGCAGUAUUGACUCACUUCUUGAGCGAACAAUUAAGCACAUGAUCUUUAUGCAAAGUGUUACCAAGCAUUCAGAAAAGCUACAUAAAUGCUCUGCGUCAAAGUUUCUUGACAAGGACACUGGUAUGAGGAAAUUUUCACGUAGUGAGCAGGGUUCGAGCUGGGCUGUAGAAGUGGGAAACGACCAAAAAGUAUGCCCAAUCAUAGUAGAAAAUAUAAAUAUGAAUGGGCAAAUGUUGGUUGAGAUGCUUUGCAAAGAAUGCGACCAGUUUCUUGAGAUAGCAGAAACAAUCAGAAGCUUGGGUCUAAGUAUCUUGAAAGGCGUAUCAGAAGCCUAUGGAAAUAAGGCUUGGAUGUGCUUCGUGGUUGAGAAUAACAGAAGCAUGCACCGGAUGGAUGUUUUAUGGUCAUUGAUGCAGCUGUUGCAACCUAAAAUUUCGAGUUAAUCUGCAAGUUCAUUACAAACAACUAACGUUUCCGAUCUCCACUGCUCUGAUGGAGCCAGAGUUAUUUUUGGAGGCUUCUUCUAGUUCCAAGCCAUUGUAACAUUAUUUGUGUGUUGACAAGUUUCCUUUCUCUAUGUGCCAAUGUGUGUAUAUUUUCUUAUGUAAUUUUGAGUGCUGGUGUGAUUUUUUUUCUUUUUUUAGGGUACCUAGUUCUUGUUUUUUUGACCUGCUCUUUAUGUUGCAGCAAUAUGACGUUAUUGAAUGUUUGAUAUGUAUAUGCUUAAGUGAUACGUUUCAUUUUUGCA